This is a messenger RNA of Onychostoma macrolepis, 1680 nucleotides long. RefSeq names its product coactosin-like F-actin binding protein 1 (gene cotl1). The transcript has 4 exons. Gene Ontology annotation, cellular component: cortical actin cytoskeleton; actin filament; site of polarized growth. Gene Ontology annotation, biological process: regulation of actin filament polymerization. Lineage: Eukaryota; Metazoa; Chordata; Actinopteri; Cypriniformes; Cyprinidae. The record is from RefSeq and is a predicted model, not a curated record. Gene Ontology annotation, molecular function: actin filament binding. The coding region runs from base 462 to 890 and encodes 142 amino acids.
UGUUUUAAGGUGAAAUUUAAUAUUUUUGGUAUGAUUCGCCAAUGGUAGGCCUGAUUCUCGUCUGCAAUCCAAAUAUUACACAAAAGAGCAACCCAUUGUUCUCAACCCAGGUCCACAAGAUGGCAGAGUAACUCAGACCAACUGUUAGAUGACAGUACAAAAACUGGGUGGAUUUAAUGUAGCUCAAUACCCAAGUUGGCCAUUAGGAGGAGGCGAAACUGGCGCGAGCUCCCUGAUUCACUGGAACACAAGCUGACAGACAAAUAUCACUAACGCCCAUUAAGAGGCAAUAGGAAAUGAAUCGAGUCGUGAAAUUAGUUGCCUCUCCAUCCCACUGAGAGAAGAGACCUCCCUGCUACACCAGCAGCCCCUCUGUCGCACUUUGGAAUUUAUCCGCAUUUCUCUCGUUCCCCCGGCUUUGUUCUGCAUUUAGAUACAUUAUCUCCCUUAGCAUCGUCGAAAUGGCAACGCGAAUUGACAAAGAGGCUUGCAGAGAAGCGUACAAUCUGGUGAGAGACGACAACUCUGAUAUAUGCUGGGCAUCUUUUAAGUAUGAUGGCUCUACCAUUCUACCAGGUGGUCACGGGUCCGACUACGAAGAAUUCAAGAAUCAGUGUACAGAUGACAACCGUCUCUUCGGGUUUGUAAGGAUCACAACGGGUGAUGCCAUGAGCAAGCGUGCCAAAUUCACCCUCAUCACCUGGAUUGGCGAAAAUGUCAGCGGACUGCAAAGAGCCAAGAUUAGCACUGACAAGACACUGGUAAAAGACAUCGUGCAGAACUUUGCCAAGGAGUUCAUGAUAAGUGAUCCCAGAGAGCUGGAGGAGGACUAUCUCCGCACCGAGCUGAAGAAGGCCGGCGGGGCCAACUACGAUGCCCAGGCCGAAUAGAACUUGGGGGGUGGGUUUCCAUAGGGUUGGUGGAGAAGGAAGAGGAAAACGUCAUCUCAUACACACACACGCACACACAGACAUACACAUACACACAGACAAACAAACAUAAAUAUACAUACCUCACCCCUCUUGCCAGUCUGGCCAUGGUUGAUUUAUCUAUCUACUGUACUGUGCAUCAUCUCAAAGUCAUCUCUACUAGUGCUAUGAGGUUCUCUUUUUUUUUUUUUUUUUUUUUUUUUUUUCUUCAGGGGCAUUUUUGUAACUGUAGUUUCUGGCGACGCUUCUUUUGGCUCAGAGUUGUCAUCACUGUGAUGCGCUUCCAUAAUCAAUGGAGAGUCCAGCAUUGUUUUCUAAGGGGUUUAUUAUAAAUCUUCAUCUCCCUGUUGAAUAGACCACUGUGUUUACUGUCUCAAUCUCCCAUGGAGAGGAAGACAUCAUGGAAUGUGUGCAUUUGUGUAUGUGUGUGUUUGCAGACACUGCACUGUGACUGGCUAAUCUGCAUGCAGGGGGUGGAGUCUUAAAGGAUCUCGUAGCUCUGAUUGGCUGUUUUGCACUCUCCACCCGACCAAGGAGCAGUCGUUUCUCUAGUGUAGCCUUCAUUUUGGUUUAAAUUAAAAUACCCAAGAAUGUCAUUUUUCAUUUUCCUUUUUUAUUAAAAAGUAGGUUUUAUUUGCUUCAAAAACACAACCCGAGGUUUUUCCUUUAAAAUAAAAAUGCCUCCCGAGCCAAGAAAAGAAAUAAGAUGGUCACAAAAGCAAUCAUGUCAGAAUAAAAUUGUUUUUUUCAA